Messenger RNA from Brassica oleracea var. oleracea, 1217 nucleotides. Its product is annotated as transcription factor MYB23-like. Gene Ontology annotation, molecular function: DNA-binding transcription factor activity, RNA polymerase II-specific; RNA polymerase II cis-regulatory region sequence-specific DNA binding. The record is from RefSeq and is a predicted model, not a curated record. Gene Ontology annotation, biological process: regulation of DNA-templated transcription. The transcript has 3 exons. Bases 65 to 1006 code for a protein of 313 amino acids. NCBI's taxonomy places the organism in Eukaryota, Viridiplantae, Streptophyta, Magnoliopsida, Brassicales, Brassicaceae. Gene Ontology annotation, cellular component: nucleus.
CACUCUUUCUCUCAGUCUUGGUUUCUUUUCCUUUAAUCCCUAGCCCCAGAAAGAAAGAGAAAAAAUGGAUCCAAAACUCAUUGAGAAAGUUCUAACAGGUAACAAAACCAUCAAGCUCUCAAGAAGAUUUGAAGAAGCAAACAACUUCGGAUCUCCACCAAACUCGCACACUAACCUCUCUCUCGCUAGAAACCAUCUCCACAACAAAUCCUACUCAGUCUUGGAGAGGGGUGAAAACGAAAAUAGUUUUAAAAGGAGGGGCAAUAAUGGAAUGAACAAAAAAUUAUGCUCAAGAGGACACUGGAGACCAACAGAAGAUGCUAAACUCAAGGAGCUUGUUGCUCAGUUUGGUCCACAAAACUGGAAUUUGAUUGCUCACCACCUUCUUGGUAGAUCAGGCAAGAGUUGUAGACUGAGAUGGUGUAACCAAUUAGACCCAAGGAUUAACAAGAAAGCCUUCACCGAGGAAGAAGAGACGAGGCUUUUAACUGCUCAUCGAGCCUAUGGCAACAAGUGGUCUUUGAUCUCACGUUUCUUCCCGGGUCGGACCGAUAACGCCGUCAAGAACCAUUGGCAUGUCGUCAUGGCUCGACGGACUAGAGCAAGUGAACGACAACAGGCUCUUCAUGCACCGUCAGGAAACGCAGAAAUGACGGUCUCGUCUGUGUACCGCUAUAAUCGUGGUGGGUUCUUCGGUAGGGUUGCGGAGGGUACUUUGGUCAACGAAGCAGAUGACGACGAUGGUUCAGCUGUCUCUACUUGUACGACGGAGCUCUCUCUCACUCCGCCUUCUUCAACUCACCAGCCACGCUUCUUGCACGACGAUAAUACCCUUGCAUCAGGUAAAGAUGGUCAGUGUGUGCAGAUAGCAGAAGUAAAUGGCAUAUGUAGUAAUAAGAUGGACCAUCAAAAUCACUACACAACCACAGUCAGUGAAAGGGAGGUGGAGAUGAAGACGAAGAGUGGCUUUUACAUCUUUGAUUUUCUUGGAGUUGGAGCUUCUUAAUUAAUUAUAUGAGGAAUUAAGGUCAAUGAUAAGGGAACUAAUUGUGCGAUAAAGAAAAUGGUUUAGGUUCUUCUGUUUCACCGGGUUAUUUCUAGCCAUGUUUGUUUAAAUUUGAGUUUGAGCUUUCGAACAAGUUAGCUAGGGUAAGAGGGAGGGGGAAAUCAAAAGCUCUGCUGCUUUACUAAUUAAGUUAUAUCAUUAACCCAUUACA